Molecule: messenger RNA, 423 nt
Organism: Camellia sinensis
Lineage: Eukaryota; Viridiplantae; Streptophyta; Magnoliopsida; Ericales; Theaceae
Source: RefSeq, a predicted model, not a curated record
AUGAUUGGACCCCCUGAUACUAGACGGAGGGAUAUGCGGUGUGAAUAUCACAAGAACUAUGGCCAUGCCACUGAUAGUUGUUAUGCACUUAAGGACCACCUAGAGGAGUUGGUGCAAAAUGGCCAACUAGCACAAUAUGUCCGUAAGAACAAUCAACCGAACAGGGUAGCUCUACGGCCGGAUUCACCUUCACUUGGUGUAAUUCACAUGAUAUACAGUCUGCCGCCGCCAACUCAAGUACAUACGAUCCAGCUACAACCUAGCCCAUCCAAGCCAUUUACACCAGCUAAACGGCCUCAUGAAACUAGCAAAAUCAGCUUUGACGAUGUUGAUCUUGAAGUAGUAACACUUCCCCACGAUGAUGCCCUUGUCGUGGAGUUGCGUGUACACAAAUUCGUCGUCGAACGCUUUCUGAUCGAUUAG